Messenger RNA from Cuscuta epithymum, 1312 nucleotides. The record is from the annotation of a GenBank genome assembly. NCBI's taxonomy places the organism in Eukaryota, Viridiplantae, Streptophyta, Magnoliopsida, Solanales, Convolvulaceae.
GAAUUGAGUCGGUUGACCUAACUUAGACACCUGUCAUCGUCGUCUGGUGCGCACAAAUCUGCACAUUUCUUUCACCUUCUCCACUGUUUCUUUCCUUCUCCGUCUACGCACUUCACCAGCUUUUCCAAAAAUAUCUUUGCUCUUCAUCAUUAGCAACCCAGAAGAAAGAAAGGGCGACCCAUUGUUUGGGAUUUUGGAUCGGAUUCCCUUUCGUGAGUUGGUGGUAGAGACUAGAGACGCUGAAUGAUGCUGGGUCUGGGUGGAUUCAUGGAAGAAGCUGAUAAUUGAGAAGAAAUUUUCUGAGCGACAGAUUUGAUAACAGAAGUCAAGGAGAAUGAGAACGUUGUGUGAUGCUUGCGAGAGCGCCGCCGCCAUACUCUUCUGCGCCGCCGACGAGGCUGCUCUUUGCCGUGCUUGCGAUGAAAAAGUCCAUAUGUGUAACAAGCUUGCCAGUCGACAUGUACGAGUUGGGCUUGCUGACCCCAACAAAGUCUCACGCUGUGAUAUAUGCGAAAAUGCACCUGCUUUCUUUUACUGUGAGAUAGAUGGAAGUUCACUAUGUUUGCAAUGUGAUAUGGUUGUUCAUGUUGGUGGCAAAAGAACACAUGGAAGAUAUCUUCUUGUAAGGCAGAGAGUCGAGUUUCCUGGGGAUAAAUCUGGACCAUUAGAUGAGCCAGUGGCGCAACCUACCGACAUAAAUGAGCCAAAGUGGGAGCCAAACCACCCCUUCAAGAUGAAAGAUAGUGCGCCAAGUAGCAGAGAACUGGGUGCCACUUUUCUAGACAAAAAUGCUGAAGUUGGCAGAAAAACGGAGAACAAACUGAUUGAUCUCAAUGCUAGACCUAAUAGAAUGCAUGGUCAAGCUUCUGCUAACCAUCAGGGACCCGGAAUUGGCGGCCUUACUGAUAACAAUCACGAGUCAGACCGUGUAAUGCAUAUCGGAUCACUUAAAAGAGAGUCAUAAAAAGUGGUUCUGGCAUACUCUGACUGCCCUGGAAAGGAGAGAUGGAGGAUUGAAGGGAAAAGAUUAAAGGAUGAUAAGUGAUACACAAUGCAGCUACAUUCAGAUUUGAAGAUGUACGAAAAAACUUGGAUUGACAACACUUAUGUUGCCACCUCUGGUUCCUGAGAAUAAAUGAUGAGUCAUAUGUUCAAUCAAAAAUUAUUAUUAACAGAAACACUUAGAGUAGUUUUGCAAAAGAGUAUUGUAGAUUCCAAACCGUGGGUUUUCCUCGAUUAUUUUAAACAAAAGUUUGCAGAUGGUGAUAUUGUUGCAUACUUGCAUGUUACUAUACAGUUUUGGGAUACAUUG